Molecule: messenger RNA, 6105 nt
Organism: Poecilia reticulata (guppy)
Lineage: Eukaryota; Metazoa; Chordata; Actinopteri; Cyprinodontiformes; Poeciliidae
Gene: tmem86a
Product: transmembrane protein 86A
Cellular component (GO): membrane
Molecular function (GO): hydrolase activity
Source: RefSeq, a predicted model, not a curated record
UUCCGGGAUGUUGGACCGCCCACAGGAUCGAGGACAAAAACAAUCGGCAUCCCUCUGACAGUGCUGCGCAAACAAGGAGAUCCAAGCGAAUAAAAAAGCGGUUUAGAUAUAUUUAAACUGUUUUUGUCUUUCAAUCGACACGACGGCUUCAGGGGAGAAAUGGUGUCUCCGGUAACAGUGGUGAAGAGCGAAGGUCCCAAACUGGUGCCGUUCUUCAAGGCAACCUGUGUUUACUUCGUCCUGUGGCUGCCCACCUCGAGCCCUUCCUGGUUCAGUGCCCUCAUUAAAUGUCUGCCCAUCUUCUGCCUGUGGGUGUUUCUGCUGGCUCACGGAUUCAGCUUCCUCGGUGCUCACUCCAGCGCCCGCAAGAUUCUGGCUGGUCUCAUCUUUUCAGCUCUGGGUGAUGCCUUUCUCAUCUGGCAGGAGCAGGGAUACUUCGUCCAUGGUCUUCUCAUGUUCGCCAUCACACACAUCCUUUAUUCAUCCGCCUUUGGGAUGAAGCCAAUAAACGUGCGCGCUGGCCUGGUGAUCACUGCGGUGUCCGCCCUGUGCUACCUCCUGCUGUACCCCUACCUGUCCGGACCCUUCACCUACCUGGUGGCCGUCUACAUCGCUCUGAUUGGCUUCAUGGGUUGGAGGGCCAUCGCGGGCCUGCAGCUCACCAACGACCUCUGGACCUGGACCAAGCUGUCGGCCUGCCUGGGCGCCGUGCUCUUCAUGGUCUCCGACCUCACCAUCGCCGUCAACAAGUUCUGCUUCCCCGUGCCCCACUCCCGAGCCAUCAUCAUGGCCACCUACUACGCCGCCCAGAUGCUCAUAGCUCUGUCCGCCGUCGAGUGCCAGGACGCUGAGGUUUCCCGGAAGAGGACGUGAGGUGACGCGGUCUCCAGGAAACACGAGGCUGGGGAGAUGGCUCCACCUCCGGCCUUGAGUGAUCAUGGACGCACCUCACUGCCAGAUCUCAAACCCCCAGCCUUCAUUGUGGUGUGGCGCUCCCACACAAUUGUUAUCAUGGCAACUGAUCCACUACACGACGAUCUCCCUGCAAUCCCACUAGUACGGUAGUCUCAUAUGUAUCUCUUUAUGAAGAAGAUACCGUAGUAUUACUCUAGCCUCUCUGGAGUGCAAUCAAACCUUAAAAAAAUGCUGUGUCUCACCCAAGUUAUUAAGAAGGCAAGUGUAGAAUUAAUAUCCUUCUAUAGAACGCAUUAAUUUACUUGCAGCUAGGUUGAUUCAAGGGGAGCAAGUUCCUGGGCACCUUCAAGUAGUGUGUAUGAGAGAGCGGUUUUCUGCGAGUGUGUGUUUGCAGUUUUGUGAUUGAUUUACACUGUUACCUCACUGUCCAUACAGUGCUUUUGACGCACAGUCUCCGUACAGAUACAACGCCACACAUUUGUACUUUGAGUGGUCCAUUAAGACAAUUUACCGGUGCAUUUCUUGUUUUUGCUUUAGUUAUGCAAAUUCUUCCAAAAGGGAUAUUUUUUAUACAAAUCAUUGCCCUUAUCUGAGGCUCUAGGUUCCCCUUCACUAAGGGUGCUAAUCUUGGAGCUAAGGGCAUGUACAUACUUAUUUAAUUAAUCAUCUGCAGUCCCUUUCAUUUCAUUCGUAACAACCUCUCUUCUUUUUUGUUAAAUAUGCUCUUUGCACUCCGACUGAGUCUGCUUAAAUGAAUAGAAUAUUUUUUUUCUUCCUUUAAGACCCCAUCGAAUAACUAGAUAAAAAAAAGAUGACUAGUAGAUGUUGUUUUUCGAAGCUUGAUCCUUCAGUUUUAGGAUCUAAUUGGUCCUGCAGGUGCAACAUGUUUCACCGUACAUGCAUCACCUGUCGAGGUUGCACCUUCAACAGCGCCCACACCUGACACUAACACAUCGUGCUGGUUUAGUUAUUAGGGAGGUUCCUUGGGGGUCUUGUUGUCUGACUCAAUCAGCUGACCCGUGCUGCUAAUGGCCGUGUUAUGAAAACAGAAAAAGAAAGGGCUUUGUCGCCGGCCGGACUCAUUUCGUUGAUAAACUCUGCCGGCAGAGUCUGCAACCAUGAAGGCAUUCACUCACUCGGAACGACACGCACACACAGAUUUACGCAACGCGGUAAACAAAAAAAGAGCGGGUCGGCUUGGCAGACACAGGGAGACAAGAGAAAGCGUCUUGUCGUGCGAGGGAACAGUUAUCCCAUUAUUCCAGACUCUUCCUUAGCACAGGAAAUCUCUGAAAAAUCCUCGACGAGACUAAUUGUAGUUUUUCUUCCCCUUCAUCCCCACUGUUGUUUCUUUUAAGUUAUCUUAUUUUGAAGUGUCUUACUGAACCAACUCUACAUUUUUGCACGCCUUUUAGAGUGUAAGUGUUUUCGUCUUAACUGUUGUGAGGAAGUCAGACCCAGCUCAAAUACUGCGACCCGACAGAUGAAGCAGACACACUGGGUAUGUUCAAGUAUUCGUAUAAAGACUCCUAACUCUUUUUUUUUUUACUCACUCCUCUUUCUAACUGCAGCUGUAUUAUAUAAGUCACUGAAACUGUCGGUUUUAAUUACUUUUGGCUGAACAGAUCCAAACUCUGAACUUUACUGUUUCUGUUGCUGGACGUGCUUUGCUUUACCAGGCAGCGCCUUGGUAUUACUAUCUUGAAAUUUUCCACAUUUGCGAUCACGAGUCUUGGAUAGAUUUUGUGUGACAAAGAAGGACAUAUCUAUGUCAUAAAAGUCUUCUGGUGUAUUUCUCUACCAGCUUUCUCUCCCAACGUCUAUUUGUCUUACAACUGAUGUAAGAUGUUUUCUUCCAGAAUUAUCUUGAAUUUAACUCCAUCCAUCACCCCGUCCAUCAGCAAUUUAAUUUAAGUUAAUUUCCUUGAGAAACAAACAAAGUAUUUUUGAUUUAACCGAAUUUCAUCUUUUGGGAUCUUAACCAAUAGUUGCCCUGUCAGCAGAUUCUCUCACCUGGGCUGUUAGCAUUUCAGAAGUCCUGAAAAGAAGUUUUGACUGAACUAAUGAGGGAUCACAUUUUGUCCUGUAGGAAUAUGCUUUAGGAACUGAUAGGAUUACAAAGGCUGACAUGGAAUAACCUGUGUGUUGAAUGUUUGCACUAUAAACUGGCAUGGAAAAUGAUUGCUCCUCGUUCUGGGUCAAUGACCCACAGAGCUGCCAGCAUCGCCAAAAACACACACACACACAUCAAAAUGCGUUUACAUCACAUGAGCCACCUUGACAAGAUCUGCAGAAAGACCACGGUGUCAUGCCUGACCAAGGAAAACACCAGUUCCCAGCAGCCUUUUUUGAUCACUUCUUUAUCAGACAGUUCCUCAAUCUCCUUUCGCCGUGUCAGUGCGUUCGUCAGCACUAUCUUUCUGCUUUGUCCACCGAUCUCUUUCCCUGCUCUGCACAUAUAUGAGCGCCAGUCUUGUGUUCCUUGUUUUAAUUAAUCCUCCCGGCAUUGCAGAGUUCUUGCACAGAGUUUUCCACUCUGAUAAAAAUAAACCUUUGCGCUUAGAAGCUAUCAGAGGUCUACUAGAAGACGUGCAUUAGUCUGCCUGCUGCGUCCUAAGAAGACGGAGUAAGUGGAGUGAAUAAAGAAGUGAAGUAGAGAAGAUGGAUAACACGGAUGAUUCUAGCAUACAGUCUCGAGUUGAACCAAGAGGGGGCUGGUAAUAUUAAGCCAGGCAGGCUUAUUUAUCCUCAGUGUGUGGGCAAUUUAUGUAAGCAGUGCUCCUUUAUACGGAGCCAGAAAAAGCUGUCUGACUUUUGUUCCUUCUUCUGGAAUGGUCCCACGCCAGAGGCACGAUUCACUGAAGUAUUGCUAAAAUAUUCUUGAGGAAGCUUAUGUCUUUUGAGACAAGUAUUUUUUAGAGAGUGGUGUAUGGUCAUGUUUAAGUUGUCUUUUUUUAAAAAUAUUUUCCAUUGAUUAAUCAAAUGCGUUGCAAAAGUAUUAGAACCUCUUGAACCUUUUGACAUUUGUCUUAACAGCCAUAAAUCUCAGUAUGUUUUGAUGGGAUUUUUAAGGUGUUUGACAGACAGGAAGCUGUGCUGUUGUGAUUUAGUUGAAAAAGGAAACAGGAUUUUAUGACAUGCUUACAAAUAAUCGGAAAAUUGUGCCGUCAGCAUCUAUUCAGCCCCCAUCGAGUCAAUAUUUUGCUGCAGGUUAUUUGGGCGGGUAUGUAUGAAGAAAGAAUUAACCUCCUACAGGGCCUCCAAUUUGCCCCGAAGAUUUUCAUUUUCUUCCCAUAUAUCUUCCUGUCCAUUCAGAUUCUCUGCAGCAAACCAUCCCCACAGCAUAAUGCUGCCACCACCAUGUUUCAUGGUGGGUCCAGAGUGUUAGCAUUUUUCUCACUGAGCUGUGGAUCUCUGCAGCUCAUCCAGAGGUAUCACAGACCUCUGGAAUGAAGAAAAUCAUUCUAGUUAAUUCUUUCCUUGCUCUUGGCUGCCACAUUUUGCAAGUUUGGAGAUACUCAUUUGUAUUGCCUUGUUGCUGAAAAUGUGCUAUAUAAAUAAAAUUACCUUUACCUUUACUCAUUUAACUUAAAGCCUGCUUUAGAUUUCUCCACAUCUUUAUCCCUGACCUGUCCAGUCUGUUUCUUGAUCGUCUAGAUCUUCACUAAUGUUUUCUGACAGACUUGUCUCUGAGACCUUCAGAUGCAAGAUCACUUUUCUAACAACAUGACCUUUGAAGGCAGCUAAUUGGAAUGGAUUUUAUAUUAGGGCGAAAGGGGCCAAAUGCGUAUGCUUACCACACUUUUCAUAUUUUUUUUGUGGGAUCAAAAUUUAGAAAACCAUUUAUGAUUCACCUUCACAGAAUCAUAACUCACUUUGUUUUGAUCUAUAACAUAUAAUCUGAAUAAAAUACUCUGGUUUCUUGUUGCAACAUGAAACGUAAUUUUUUUUUUUAUCAAGAUAAUAAAUCUUCUGCAAGGCAACUGUUUAUUUGAUUGAGGCAGACAUAACAAGAAACUGUUUAUAGUACUGGGUCUAACGUUUCAAACACCCUUUUGUCUCCGGCUCAGCGUUGCAUAUGGCCGUCCUUCGCCCUGGGGAUGUUAUUGCUGAGCGGCAUUUCACUUGGAAUAAGGUGAGCCGCUGAAAUAUGACACACAGCGGGAAGAGUCUCCCCCCAUCCAUCAGGUUAGCUCCCAUCCUGUUGCCCCACAGGUGGCAGACCAGCAGGCGCAUCACUUUACCCGGCUCUGUCAACAACGCUGUUGUUCUGAGCUUUUCAUGCACAGACAAAAGGAGACCUGGGAGAGUCGGAACGCUCUUGGCCUGAGUUAAGCUGGAACCAAUUGCUGUUGUAUUAUAAAAAAAAAAUGUGUGUGUUUUGAAAAAUGCUAUCCCUCUGAGUUUCUAUUUUUCGUUCGUCUGUGUUUUUAACUAAUUUUCUUGUAGUUUUUACUUUGAAACAUUUGCUGUUAAUACACUGUGCUCAUGACCAUCGGCAGGUGACAGUCAAUACAAUGAGCUGGAACGUUUUUUUUGUCUUUGCUCCUGCAUGACAGAUUGAAUAUAUUCUCCAUGGGAUUGAAGCACUAAACACCCAGAGGUUUUCUGAUGAUGAUAGUUCUCCAGCAUCAGUACAAGUUUAUGAGAAGUAUGUAAAUUGCCACCUUCUCUUUGUAUUCAAGCUGCUGUGUGCUGCACUUUUUUGUAUCCAGGUUAAGGCCAGUCAGUCUUUAAAACAUGAUCUUAAAACAGACUUUUUUUUGUACAUUAUCAAUUGAAAGUAUAGUCUACAUUUUUUUUCUUUUGCUGGAAAGCAACAAAAAAAAGAAAAGUAAUUUUAAAAGAAGAUUCCUUUCCUUUGAAGUGUUAUCAACCCUGAUGUGUGCAACUUUCUUUAAAGUAUUAUCCUUUCAGUUCCAGGAAGUGAGAACCUGAAAUAUACAUUUUGCCAUUUGUUUUUGUGUAAAACAAUGUUCAUUUCCACAAACACACAAAAAUAGUUGUUAAAGCCAAUAAACAUGCAUCAUUUCUUACAGUUUACUUAUUGUCCUGGAUUUUCACUUUGAGAUUGAUUUUUUUUUUCCCCUUCAUGACUGUGGAUAUAAUAUAAUUUGUUUGCUGUUGUGAAACUCUGCAAUGAAUGUGAAUAUCUGUUGGAGAAAUAAAUGCAAUUGCAAUGCAACUUCA